AUGGCUGUGAACCCGGGCUUUCCGGUGAUGUGGACCACUAUCCACGACAAGCCGGGCUAUGAUGAUUUUUUGGAGUUGGAGUACGAUGAGAUGCCGCGCGACGAGUUCGGCGUGCCGGCGCACAUCCCGCCGGAGAUCUCCACCACGAUCCGUCACACCUACUACAUCCCGCCCCAGUACUACCCCUUCCUGAAGAAGCUGGGCGAUGACACCCCUGAGUUGAAGCCCUGGAUGGACAAGUUGAUGAACGGGGAGAUGACCUUCGAUGAUUAUGAGGAGAUGUUCUACCAGUUCGCCAAGCCCUUGAAGAUCCAUCGGCCCCUCAUUCCAAUGCCCUACCGUUCGGCCGAGGAGAUGAAGAAGAGCGAGGAAGUGGCGUGGGAAGGCGCCUGGCUAUCCUUCCGCCAGCGUGUCUUGGGAGACUACACUUCCAGGCACUACUUCCGCGACUUCGUUGGUGGCAUGGGUGUUGGAAUCUUUCUGGCCUGGAUCUAUGUGCAGGCGCAUCGCCAGUACCGCAUUGACAUGAAGCUCUUCUAUUUGGAGGCUCCUGAGCUAUUCUUUGCAGUGGAAGCAGUUCCAAGACGAGUUAAAUGUUGGGCCCGGGAUUGGGACGGACUUUAG
This is a messenger RNA of Durusdinium trenchii, 624 nucleotides long. The record is from the annotation of a GenBank genome assembly. NCBI's taxonomy places the organism in Eukaryota, Dinophyceae, Suessiales, Symbiodiniaceae.